CUGUCAUGGCGGUGGAGCAGCGCUGGCAGAGCCCAGGGAGAGCCCGGGAUACCGACCCCAUGGACCGGUUCGUGUGCCCGAUCUGCCUGGAGAUCUUUGAGAACCCUGUCCGGGUUAACUGCGGACAUAUAUUUUGCUCCACCUGCCUGCACCAGUGCUUGAAGCAGAAGAAUCCCAUGUGCGGUGUGUGCCGUUGCUUGUUGACUCCGGGUAGGAAGGCCGCGGAUCUCGAACGGCAGAUGGAAGUCACAGAAGCCUCGUGUAAAGGCUGCAGCAGGAAGAUGUACCUGGCGCACAUGCGCGCUCACGCCGCCACUUGCUCCAAAUACGAGAAUUAUGUCAUGGAAGGAAUCAAGUCCGUGACUAAGGAAGAGACUCCUCAGACGAGGCAAGUAUCAGAUGUGCCUAACCGGUUCACCUUUACCUGCCCGUACUGCCGGGAACAGAAUCUCGAUCAGGAAGGUCUAGUAGAUCACUGUAGGAAGCAGCACUUCUCGGACCCAACCCCGGUGGUUUGUCCCAUUUGCGCUUCCAUGCCAUGGGGGGACCCAACUUACAGGAGUUCCAACUUCAUGGAACACGUCAACCGCAGGCAUCGCUUCUCAUACGACACGUUUGUGGACUACAACGCAGACGAGGAAGCCAUGAUGCACGAAGCCCUCAUGAGAUCUUUGAUGGACAAUUGAAGUUCGUUGACCGCUCCUCGCCGCCCGGAUGGAU
This is a messenger RNA of Spea bombifrons (plains spadefoot toad), 720 nucleotides long. RefSeq names its product ring finger protein 114 (gene RNF114). The transcript has 6 exons. The record is from RefSeq and is a predicted model, not a curated record. Bases 6 to 686 code for a protein of 226 amino acids. Gene Ontology annotation, molecular function: ubiquitin protein ligase activity. Lineage: Eukaryota; Metazoa; Chordata; Amphibia; Anura; Pelobatidae. Gene Ontology annotation, biological process: protein polyubiquitination; ubiquitin-dependent protein catabolic process.